UUUCCUCUCUCCCUCCCAAUUUAAUUAAAAUCUCCAAAACAAGAAGAGAGACUAGACUAAGUCCCCUAGUAGUAUACUCUAAAUCGAAAGCUAACAACAAGCAUCUCAUCAUAUACAGAUAACCAGUUAAGUAGGAAGCCUAACAAAAUAAUAUGAAGGGGGGUUUGCUCGUCGACGAUGAAUUCAUACACCAAGUAGAAAGGACCCUCACUGUUCGGAAAACUUCUCUGUUUUUCGCCGGCGAUGGUUUCACGGUUUACGACUGCAAGGGCCGAUUGGUGUUUCGGGUGGACUCUUACGGUGGCCCCAACACCCGCGACACCGACGAGGUUGUCCUCAUGGACGCUCACGGCCGAUGUCUCCUCACCCUCCGACGAAAGAGGCCGAGUUUAAGACGGAGAUGGGAAGGCUAUCUGGGGGAGAGAUCGGACGGACAGAAACCGAUCUUCGGGGUCAGGAGGUCGUCCAUAAUUGGGAGGAACAGCGUGACGGUGGAGGUGUACAUGUGCGGCGAGUAUCUGAUCGAAGGUAGUUUCGGGCAAAGGAGCUGCACCGUCUUGGAGGCGGAGACGAGGAGGAAGGUGGCCGAGGUACGCCGCAAAGUGGAUGCCUCAACGAACGUUAUGCUUGGUAAAGACGUUUUCUCUUUGAACGUCAAACCCGGUUUUGAUGGAGCCUUUGCAAUGGGCUUGGUUCUUGUCCUUGAUCAAAUCUACGGCGACGAUCUUCUCGAGGUUGGUGAACAACAGGUGCACCCUUCCGCAGAAGAUCACUGAUUUGAUUUUCCCCCUUUUUCUUUUUUUGUUUUCUUCUUAAAAUCAAAAUUUAAUAAUUUUUUAUCAAAUCUAUAUUAGAGAUCUAUCUAGUUGUGAAUGUGAGUUUUCUCUCUGUCGGCUUGAAAGGAACGAUUUGGACAAAAAUCUAUUACGUCUUUCACCAUAAUGAUAUAUGUAAUCAGUGGUUGGUUUGAAUUACUCUAAUUACAUA
Capsella rubella is the source of this 987-nucleotide messenger RNA. RefSeq names its product protein LURP-one-related 5. The transcript is spliced from 2 exons. The record is from RefSeq and is a predicted model, not a curated record. The coding region runs from base 153 to 776 and encodes 207 amino acids. NCBI's taxonomy places the organism in Eukaryota, Viridiplantae, Streptophyta, Magnoliopsida, Brassicales, Brassicaceae.